This is a messenger RNA of Mesorhabditis spiculigera, 504 nucleotides long. Lineage: Eukaryota; Metazoa; Nematoda; Chromadorea; Rhabditida; Rhabditidae. The record is from the annotation of a GenBank genome assembly.
AUGGCCGGCUUGAGCUCGGUUCUCCAGGGCUACCCGCGCAACAUUGGCGGCUAUGCUUUUGAAUUCGUGACGCCACCGGCGGCCCUUGAAAUACUGCGGAGGGGCCGAGCGCUUCACCUUGGAGGGAAUCAGCUGACCCACAUCCCCGCCUUUGCCAAGGAUUCCCAGCACGUCACCGACGACGACAGAAAACACCUCGUGGAAAUCAUCCAAAGCCACCCGACCUUCAAAAAGAUCCUAAUCACGCAUGGCACCGACACGAUGAUAGAAACGGCCAAGUUUCUAAGGACUCAAUCAUCGCUACAAGAUCGGAUCAUAGUCCUUACAGGCUCAAUGACACCAGCCGUAUUCCGGGAUUCUGAUGCUGAUUUUAACAUUGGGAUGGCCUGGUCGGCUGUGCAGAGUUUGAAGGAACCGGGCGCCUAUCUCGCCAUCCAAGGCAUCGUCGCGAACGUCGAAAAUGUGGAAAGAAACCUCGAGACUGGCCAGUUCCUCAUCAACCCU